Solanum stenotomum is the source of this 528-nucleotide messenger RNA. RefSeq lists its product as uncharacterized. The record is from RefSeq and is a predicted model, not a curated record. The transcript is spliced from 2 exons. The coding region runs from base 1 to 528 and encodes 175 amino acids. NCBI's taxonomy places the organism in Eukaryota, Viridiplantae, Streptophyta, Magnoliopsida, Solanales, Solanaceae.
AUGAGGUUUGGUAAAAAAGGAAAAUUGAGUCCACGCUAUAUAGGACCAUAUAAGAUUAUUCGAAGAGUUGGCAAAGUAGCCUAUGAGUUAGAGCUAACACAAGAGCUUUCAUCAGUUCAUCCAUUGUUUCAUGUCUCGAUGCUUCGGAAAUGCAUAGGUGACCUAUCUCAUACUACUCCUACUGAAGAUGUACAGGUUACGGUAGAUCUCACUUAUGAAGAAGUACCCAUUGUUAUUCUGGAUCGACAAGUUAGGAAGUUAAGAAAUAAAGAAGUGGCUUCUGUAAAAGUAUUAUGGAGGAACCAACAAGUAGAAGAAGUUACAUGGGAAGCGGAAGAAGCAAUGAAAUUGAAGUAUCCUCAUCUCUUUCAGAUCCAUGAGAAGGAUGAAAAUGCUAAGUCUAGAUGCUCACAAAUUAGCAUUCAAGAAGGGAGGCUGAAUUAUGACAGUGGUAUUGGUCAGAAAAUAGGGUAUGUAGGGCGAUUCGAUUCCAUAUUCCUUGGCAUGAAAUCUGAUACUUGCGAUUAA